CGCGGUUUUCAAGAAUUGUGUCAACAACAAGUGGACAACUAUUUUAAGAGGAUGUCAGUUAUUCUUCUUAUUAUAUCUCUGGAUUAUACACAUUUUCAACAGUAAACAUAAGAUACUUUAUUUAUUAAAAAUGUCUUGCAGUAGUUCUGGAGACUAUAGCGUCAAUUAUUAAACAUAUUCCCUACACAAGUUCUAUGUCCCGUAAAUAUUUUUUUACGGAUGCACUUUAAAAAUAUAUGACUCUGUUUGGAUAGGAUUUUCUACCAAGUAUUUUUCAUCUCUACGCCUAUUUUCACUCGUAUUUCUGCCUUAAAGUUAUACUAUCUCACUCUUGAAGUCGUGAUGUUGGUACAAAAUGAUACUAUGAAACAUAACAUCAUUAAGGAUGGUGAAAGUCAGCCAAUUCAGGCUUCAGUUGAAAUUAAACACUAUCCAAAAGAAAGGUCUGCACGCAGUACCAAGCGUUCUAAUCCCAUACGCAGUACUGAACGUGGUCGUCAGAAGUCAUUGAACAUUAUGCUUUGUGGCUGUUUAGUUCCGGGAACAGAGUGCACUAGCAACAUAGAACACCCUCCUAUUGAUAACAAUCGCCGACUUCUACCAACUAGUGCGAUUCAGUCGAUGGAGUCUCUCAGUAUUUCCAGGAAGACUGGAUCAAAUCACUCCGUUCAACCUUCUGACACAUCUGAAAACUCAAGCGUCGUCAGACUGCAACCAGUGGUCAAUUUGCCUUCUUGUGCCCUUAUAACAGACGCACUUCUCUCACAAACAAAACGAGUAGGUAUGACAACUGAGACUAUUCCUUCCAAUGGAACGAAGCGUCAAGGAUGGCGAAGUUUCAGAUUCAGUCGUAGGAAAGAAACAAGCGUUGGUAAGACAAAGCAUUAUGACCCUGUUCUUGGAACAACCGUCACGAGGCCUGUUAAAAGCAGUGCGUCCCACUCUGAGACAGAGAAAAACUCAGAUGUAGACCAGUCACAUGUUUUUUCACCUUUACCAAGUCAGGCGUUGCCGGAAACUGUAAAUACUGAUGAGCAUCAAACAGCCUUGCUUGGACCAAAAAGUGAAGCAGAUAAGAGUAAAAAGUGUUUUGUCAUUGACUUGGAUGAAACUCUUGUACACAGUUCGUUUAAGGUGAUUGAACAUGCAGAUUUUAAGGUUGGAGUUGAAAUUGAUGGAGUUACACAUCGUGUAUAUGUUCUCAAACGACCACAUGUCGAUUUAUUCCUAUCAACAAUGGCCAAUUUAUAUGAAUGUGUAUUGUUCACUGCUAGUUUAGCUAAAUAUGCUGAUCCAGUUGCAGACUUUAUUGACAAAUGGCACGCUUUUCGAUAUCGGUUGUUUAGAGAAUCCUGUGUAUAUCAUCGUGGUAAUUAUGUGAAAGAUUUAAGUCAUUUGGGUAGACCAAUUAAUCAAGUUGUUAUUUUGGAUAAUUCCCCAGCAUCGUAUAUGUUUCAUGCAAGUCAUGCUGUUCAAAUCUCAUCAUGGUUCGAUGAUGCAAAUGAUCGCGUUCUAUUAGAUUUAAUCCCAUAUUUUGAGAAACUUGCAACUCAACCGAAUGUUGUUGAUUUCCUUAAGAAUAAUGUUCCGCCUACUCCAUUUGCUGCCGUUGGUACAGUUGGUUUACCUGCAAGUUUAUUUCCUCAUGCAGCAUUUCCUGUUAGUGGUAAAUCCACUACUGAUGGUAAUUCAAUAAUAUCGAGUAUAAAACGUCCAGCUGUUGCAUCUCCAUUCCCAGUAUCUUCUGCUGAUAAUCGUUCUCAAAAUCAAAAUCAAAUGUCAUCCACUAAUAUUAUCACCAAUGCUCCUGCAACUACUACUACUACUACUUGUACGACCGUUUCAACACCUAUAGAAUCUAAAACAAUAGGUUCAACUAAUUCUGAUGCCCUGCCGGUUAUCACUAAAUUAAUACCUUCUAGCAGUGGUCCUACACUAACACCUGUAGCAAAGAAACAAGAUGUUUCCACUUUUCCAGCGCCUUUAUCUUUAGCUGCCUAUGUACCUAUCACUUCACCGUCAUGUUUAAAUGCUGUAGCUAGUACAAAAGUAUAUCCAAUUAGUAGUUCAGUGCAAACAUUUAUCCCUGUUACCAAUACAAAUUUAUCCAAUUCAUUAUUGUCAAACGAAACUGUACCACCUUCAUCGUCACCAUCACCACCACCUCAAAUAUCUGAAAAAGUCUCAGGUAUUUCAUCACUAUCGCCAACAAAUCAGUCCUGUCACAUUCCUGCUGUUGUUAAGUCUACUGAACAGAAUUCAGCGGUUGUUAAUAAGCAAAAGAUUGCAUUGAAUUCAUACCAUCAAAAGAAACCACCAGUGCAUACAAAUAAACGACUUGUUAAUGUAUCGAAUUAUUUCAAAUCGAAUCCACAUACUACUCAUACUAAUACUACUACUACUACUACUGCUGCUGCUACUAUUACAACCACAACUACUGUAAUCGGUGAAAAUCAUAAUCGUCGUUCAUUAUCAGCAGAUAAAAAGAAGUGA
This is a messenger RNA of Trichobilharzia szidati, 2493 nucleotides long. NCBI's taxonomy places the organism in Eukaryota, Metazoa, Platyhelminthes, Trematoda, Strigeidida, Schistosomatidae. The record is from the annotation of a GenBank genome assembly.